Molecule: messenger RNA, 2129 nt
Organism: Durio zibethinus
Lineage: Eukaryota; Viridiplantae; Streptophyta; Magnoliopsida; Malvales; Malvaceae
Product: cysteine--tRNA ligase 2, cytoplasmic-like
Biological process (GO): cysteinyl-tRNA aminoacylation
Cellular component (GO): cytoplasm
Molecular function (GO): cysteine-tRNA ligase activity; ATP binding
Source: RefSeq, a predicted model, not a curated record
UUAGGAUUCGCACUUUAAUUUCUUGCUAUAAGUAUUUACUCUGAUGGGCCUGCUGAUAUCAAGGAUAGGUGGGGCGUGAGGAACUGGAAUAGAAGGCCGUCAAAAUCGGGUGAAUGCAGACUGGAAAAGCAUUGCAAGAGUAGCUGUCACGCAGUUGAACCUUCGUUUCCCCAAAGUCGGUGCUAACUGCACAGAUACAAAAUCCAUUUAGAGGUUGGGGGGGGGGGAGUUUUGUCGUUUUAAUCUGCGCAUGGAUCUCUCAAAGCAAGAAACAAACCAGAAAAAAGCCCCUAAAACAAUGGCAAAGAAGGAAACCGAAGUGUUCCAAUUCGUUGUUUACAAUACCAUGACUCAGCAAAAAGAGGUCUUCAAGCCCAAAACCCCUGGAAAAGUUUGCAUGUAUGUCUGCGGUGUCACUGCCUACGAUUUCAGCCACCUCGGCCAUGCUCGUGCUGCCGUUGCCUUUGAUGUCCUUUACAGGUACUUACAACACUUGGGCUAUGAGGUUACUUAUGUGCGGAAUUUUACUGAUGUUGAUGAUAAGAUAAUUCGUCGGGCUAAUGAGACUGGAGAAGAUCCUUUAAGUUUGAGUGACCGAUACUGUAAAGAAUAUAAUGUAGAUAUGGCUGAUUUACAGUGUCUUUCUCCAACACAUGAGCCGCGUGUGUCUGACCACAUUGAGCAGAUCAAAGAUAUGAUAACUCAGAUUAUAAACAAAGACUUUGGAUAUGCGGUUGAUGGGGAUGUGUUUUUCGCUGUUGAUAAAUUCCCAAAUUAUGGCAAGUUAUCUGGGCAGAAGAUGGAAAAUAAUAGAGCUGGUGAACGUGUUACUGUUGACUCAAGGAAGCGUAAUCCUUUUGACUUUGCAUUAUGGAAGGCUGCAAAGCCAGGUGAGCCAUACUGGUACAGUCCAUGGGGACAUGGACGACCUGGGUGGCAUAUAGAAUGCAGUGCAAUGAGUGCACAUUAUUUAAGCUUCAAAUUUGACAUUCAUGGUGGUGGGCUUGAUUUGAUUUUCCCACACCAUGAGAAUGAGAUCGCUCAAAGUUGCGCUGCAUGCCAAGAGAGUGACGUGAGUUAUUGGAUGCACAAUGGGCAUGUUACCAAUAACAAUGAGAAGAUGUCAAAAUCUUUAGGUAACUUUUUCACAAUUCGCCAGAUUACUGAGAGAUAUCAUCCACUGGCUUUGAGAUACUUCUUGAUAAACGCACACUACCGUUCUCCUCUCAAUUAUUCUGUUCUGCAGCUGGAAGGUGCAUCAGAAGCUGUAUUUUAUAUAUAUCAGACUUUGAAAGAUUGUCAAGAUGCUUUAUUACAACUACAAGCAGAAAGCCCCGAGAAUGGCAAAUCAGCCCGUGCUACUCCAGAUGCCCAGGAAUGCAUUAGCAAGCUACGCAGUGAGUUCCAGGCUAAAAUGUCAGAUGACUUGAGCACUUCACUUAUACUGACUGGGGCCUUUCUAGAAGCACUGAAGUUAGUAAAUAAUUUGUUGAUGGUGCUAAAGAAGAAGCAACAAAAGCAACAAAGAUUAUUGGUAAUUCAAUCCCUUAUGGAAGUUGAGAAAGAAGUAAAGAAAGUAUUGGAUGUUCUUGGAUUGCAGCCACCAUACUCUUAUACUGAGGUUUUGCUACAACUAAAGGAGAAAGCAUUAACAAGAGCAGGUUUGGUGGAAGAUGAUGUGGUGCGUCUAAUUAAUGAAAGAGCAGAAGUGAGGAGAAACAAAGAUUUCUUGAAAAGUGAUCAGAUGAGAGCUGAUUUGCAAGCAAAUGGCAUUGCACUAAUGGAUGUAGGCACAGAAACGAUCUGGAGACCGUGUGUUCCUGUUCAACAAGAAUCGGAAGUAGUGGCAUCAGAAGGGCAGAAGGUGCUUGCUGAAACUGCUGCACAAGCAAAGAAUGCAUCAUCUCUUGAUUCAAGUUGAUGGACCAAGCAUGCUGUCAUACUAUUUGCUGGGAUCAAGACAGUGCAUGGACAUUUUUGAUUCAUAACUUGUAUUUCCUAUUUGACCCUAUAAAGCUGCAGUGAAGAGUGUCUUAAAUUUGGAUUGAUGCCCUUUGGCUGCACAGACAUAAGAAAGUAAGCCAGAUUUUAUUUUUUGAGAAAAUACAAGAUAGGAAUGAACUGAAAAA